Poecilia latipinna (sailfin molly) is the source of this 2135-nucleotide messenger RNA. It is a transcript of the gene casp9, whose product is annotated as caspase 9, apoptosis-related cysteine peptidase. Lineage: Eukaryota; Metazoa; Chordata; Actinopteri; Cyprinodontiformes; Poeciliidae. Bases 131 to 1414 code for a protein of 427 amino acids. Gene Ontology annotation, cellular component: cytoplasm; cytosol. Gene Ontology annotation, biological process: proteolysis; apoptotic process; intrinsic apoptotic signaling pathway in response to DNA damage. The transcript is spliced from 11 exons. Gene Ontology annotation, molecular function: cysteine-type endopeptidase activity. The record is from RefSeq and is a predicted model, not a curated record.
AGAAGAGACAACUGCGAUGUAAAUAAGGAAGUAGCUUGUGCAACCGAGAAAAUAUGAGCCGUGAUAUCCUUCUACGUGUGAAAGAACAAGUUUCGUUUUUCCGAAACGCUAUUAAUACGGUGGCUGAAGAAUGGAGGAGCAACACAAGAAAAUUCUUCAACGAAACAGGAUCAACUUAGUCACAGUUAUGGAUCCUUUAGUCCUCUAUGAGCCUCUUUUUGAAAAGGGAGUUUUCACCAUGGACAUGAUUGAUACGAUAAAGAGCUCGGGGACCAGACGAGACCAGGCCAGACAAUUAGUCCUGGACUUAGAGACCCGAGGGAAUCGAGCCUUUCCGUUAUUCCUGGAGAGCCUACGUGAAUCGGGUCAGCAGGGUUUGAUAGAAACUCUGCUAAGGGCUCCACCAGUACCCACAGCGGUCCGCCCUGUUGUACAACCUCUGCCCAUCUCCUCUCCUAUGGAUGUUAAUAAACAAAGUAAAUAUAUUGUCCCCAUAUGUCCCGUAGAGAGGCCCGAUAAGUCUUCCAGUCCAACACCUGAAAAGGAGUACUUUAAACCAAGGCCAGAAGGCAGGACACGCCGAGAUAGUCUUCAGAGCUAUAAAAUGGAUUCCAGUCCAUGUGGUUAUUGCCUCAUCAUUAACAAUGCAGACUUUGAGCCUCAAAGUGAGCUCAGCAAUCGCAAAGGCUCCAACAUAGACAGUGAAAAGCUGGAGAGAAGAUUCUUGGCACUCAACUUUACUGUGGAAGUCAAGACAAAUCUGAAGCAAAGACAAAUCAGACAUGAACUGUCAGCUUUGUCCAAAAAGGAUCACUCUCAAUACGACUGCUGUGUGGUUAUCAUGCUCUCCCAUGGGACUGAGGUGAAUCACAGUCGUUUCCCUGGCGCUGUGUAUGGAACAGACGGGUCUCACAUCACAGUUCAGGACAUCACAACUUUGUUCAACGGCAAGAACUGUCCUUCUUUGCAAGGAAAACCCAAGCUGUUCUUCAUUCAGGCCUGUGGCGGAGAUGAAAGAGACAUAGGAUUUGAUGCGUCUCCUGAGGAGACUGGUCCAUCGGUGGGCGGGCAAGACGACCAGACAGAUGCCAUCACGACGUCGUCCAGCAGCGAGUCUCUGAGCAUCACUGACGAGGUGGAUGCCAGAACAUCACUGCCCACCCCAAGUGACAUCCUGGUGUCCUACUCUACCUUCCCUGGUUUCGUUUCCUGGAGAGACACAAAGGCAGGUUCUUGGUAUAUCGAAACACUGGACCGCAUCCUUGAGGAAAACGCAGCCACUCAUGACUUGGCCACCAUGCUGAUGAUGGUUAACAACGAAGUCUCCCAAAACUCUGCAAAAGGGAUGUACAAGCAGAUGCCCGGUUCCUUUAACUUCCUUCGAAAACUUCUCUACUUUCAAACCUCUCCAUAGUGGAAGACUGUUCCUCUUCUGAACAUAUUUGACUACUUAAUUGUCAAAUGUGGGAAUUUUUAUCAAUUUUGUAACUGUUGUUGGGAAUAAUGGCUCAAUGUGGAUAUUUUUAACUGUUGCUUAGAUUUCUACAUGAACUUUCUGGGUAUAAUGUACUUUCAAUUCUACUAAGACUAUGAAUUUCUACUGUAAACGUUUCACUUUGAGUUGACUUAUUGGUGGGGACUUUGUUCUUGUAUAAGCCAAGAAAAGAAAUGAAUCCACAAUCUCAUGCUGUACAUUAAGUUUAAGAUAAUGUUUUAUUUCUGCUCUUCAGUAACUUAAAAAAAUACCAUCUCUACUUUGUUCAUUUAUCUCUCGUUAUUGUAUGAUCGGUUGUACUUGUAUACAAAUGUGAAUGUGCGUAAUCUGAAAGAAAAUGGUAGAAAAAAGAGGAAAAGGUCUUUUGAGAGUUUGGAGAACAGUUUGGGUCAAGACCAACCAGCUGUGAAGGUCUGUAAAUCAAUUGUUCUCUCAAAUAACAUCUCAUCUAAGUCUACAGGCCUCAAGUUCCUUUUAAUGACGUGUUCUCCUUCUGCUGUGGAUUGUCCAUAUGUCUCCAUUGUACUCAAAUGUUUUCAACGUCUUUAAGUUUGCCUUUGCUCUUUUCAGCUGAUGUGGUGAAGGAUGUGCAAUUUACCUCGCAUCGCUUCCAAUUAUAUAAAGCACCUUUCACUAUUAA